UUGUGGUGGAAUGCAUUAACAGGGGGCGCUCUCCGGAUGGUCAAGGGCACAGAUUGAAGCAGGGGGUGCUCUCCGGAUGCUUUCCAGCCCCAACCUACUCUUCGGCAACAGCGGAAUCAGCACGCAAACAGCAGGUGCAAUCGGAAAGCGGACGGGGGCAAUCGCAAGGAGGCCGGGAAAGGGAACAAACUCCGCUGGGAGGCAAGGGGUUUGGACCACGACAUUGGCUGAGGGGGAAAAGGGAUGUAUCAUCAGGCACCAUUGCCAUCAUUAUCGGCCUCCAUUCCCCUCAAGGAGGCAAGUUUUGGCCUCCCGGUGGAGGGUUUGCACGCUGAUAACAGAGGGGAGGAGGAAUCGACAGAGUCGUCGUCUGAUUCAUCGGACACAUCGGAGUCGUUGGACUCCUCAAACACAGAGAUACCGGACAGCAGACUGGAGAGCGGCCAGUCAGAUCAUCAGAUUGCAGGAACAAGAGCAGGAAAUGACGGGCGGGGAGACUUUGAAAAGAAUGGACUCUGCUCCUGCCGGCCAUCAUCGGAGGAAGACAGUCAACAGCAGCAAGAGAGUCAGCAGCAGCAGGGCCCGUUGGACCAGAUAGCCAAGUUGGUGCGGCGGGAACACGUGGGGGCUCGGCUGAAGGGCAUCAUGCGGGCGGGAGAAUGUUAUGUUUGUCCCAUUGCCUUCUGGCGAGCGACGGAUGAGAUUCAGCUCCUUAUGGAGGGAGCGUCGGAAGUGCCAGUUUUAGGGGUGACAAAGCAGCAGCAAGAGCAACAGGUGUUGAGGGAGGUCCGCAAAUGGGUGGGCCUGAGGUACGAAGUUAUAUCGCUGCCCCAGAUCUCGGCAUCACGAUAUGUAAGACAAAUGGUGGAUGGCAAAGUGCAUGUGGUGCAUGUUUACUUCACAGAAGCCUUUCCCAAAAAGUCGGGUAAAUAGCAGGAGUUUCCAGAUUGAAAAAUGAGGCGGUAGGUUUCGUAGAUGAGGGAGUGCGGACGAGGGAGAGGGAAGAGAUAGUGGAGUGAUAGAAACGCAGGCAGUCGGGAAUGAGGAAUACUACGGGGAUUGGAAGAAACUGCAAUCGGUUGAUGGUGCUCACGUGGAAUGUGAGAGGGUUGGGAUCUAAAUCAAUCCUGCCCAAAAGA
Messenger RNA from Chara braunii, 1139 nucleotides. The record is from the annotation of a GenBank genome assembly. NCBI's taxonomy places the organism in Eukaryota, Viridiplantae, Streptophyta, Charophyceae, Charales, Characeae.